This is a messenger RNA of Vollenhovia emeryi, 912 nucleotides long. RefSeq lists its product as uncharacterized. The record is from RefSeq and is a predicted model, not a curated record. Bases 77 to 436 code for a protein of 119 amino acids. The transcript has 2 exons. NCBI's taxonomy places the organism in Eukaryota, Metazoa, Arthropoda, Insecta, Hymenoptera, Formicidae.
UAGCAAUAUGGUGCACAGAGACUGCGCUAUGCCUCGGGAUGCUGUAUGAUCAAUACAUUACGCUCUGGACCAAAGAAUGGAAUCAUCAAACUACGUGUCAUCUAGAAACAUCAUGAAAACUAAAACACAUACCUGCGUGCCAGGUACCGCCGAUUUACCUGUUGGAGAAUCAAUCGAGGAGAUCGCCGAAUCUGUAGAUGAGUUACGGGAGAAACUCGCCAAUAUGAAGAAGCUUAUGAAAGACCGAAGAGGUACAACGCUGGGGGAGAUUAGUGCCCGAAAAAGAAAAGAAACUUCUAACAUGAUAGACGGCCAUCUCCUGUCCUGGAUUUUCGGAUUGGCUCUUAUGGGGAUCGUAAUCGUUAGCUUUUACGCUUUCUAUAAUCUUUAUUACGCAGUGCUGAAGAGAUUCCCAUCUCAUCAUACGGAAUUAUAAAAAGAGUGUGCGAGAACAAAAAAAACAAAGCUCAAAAUUUAUGUAAAGUUUAAAUUAUAUUAUAAAAUUGGCCUUUCUUAAUUUUUUUGUCAGUUAAUAUCUCAACAAAAAUAAUUCCAACGAAUUAAACAUUCUGUUUCCUACAAACUCUUUGACGGACGUGUGUUCGAUCUUUCUCAAUAAAAAUGUCAUAAAGAAACUUGUAAUUUUCAGAUAAUUAGCGAUUAAAAAUAAAAAUUUCUGACAAAUUAAAUUUGCGAAAAGGAGAAAUAGACAAUGUCAUAUUUUUAUUCAUAUUUUGCUUAAUUUCGUAUUUAUUUAAUAAAAUUAUAAUCUCUGAAAUAUCACGAUUGCGAAGGCAUUGUAAAAUUGUUAAAAACUAGAGAUAUACGAAAAUCUUUAAAUGUUAAAAAAAAAUUAGGGCUGAUUACAAAAGAUAUUAUUCAUAUUCGAUAUAAUAAAAGAUUAUACAUUAA